AUGAUGCUCACCUCCGACCCUGUCUUCGCCAAAGACGACAUCGCCCGCGAAGUCCUACACAGCAAGAACAACACCACCUACGAAACCAAGAACAACGGCAAGAUGUUCGUCGCCAACAAUCACCAACAGAAUCAAGAGCAGGGAAAUGGAAAAAUGGAGACAACAGACAUGAGAGAGUCCAACAACGAGAACCAUCAGCCAGAAGCUGAGAGAAGUGUGAAUGAGAAUAAGGAGGCGAGGGGGAGAAACGAGCGUUUGGGCGGUGGGAUGCGGAUGGGGAGGAGGGAGAUGGUUGAUUAG
Messenger RNA from Zasmidium cellare ATCC 36951, 300 nucleotides. RefSeq lists its product as uncharacterized. NCBI's taxonomy places the organism in Eukaryota, Fungi, Ascomycota, Dothideomycetes, Mycosphaerellales, Mycosphaerellaceae. Bases 1 to 300 code for a protein of 99 amino acids. The record is from RefSeq and is a predicted model, not a curated record. The transcript has a single exon.